This is a messenger RNA of Odontomachus brunneus, 1061 nucleotides long. Its product is annotated as 26S proteasome non-ATPase regulatory subunit 10-like. NCBI's taxonomy places the organism in Eukaryota, Metazoa, Arthropoda, Insecta, Hymenoptera, Formicidae. The record is from RefSeq and is a predicted model, not a curated record. Gene Ontology annotation, molecular function: protein binding. The transcript has 4 exons. Bases 266 to 958 code for a protein of 230 amino acids.
UGUUGCAGCAGUGCAGAGCGAAAGAACAAAUCUCAUGUGACCAUCUGUCUACUUUUAUGUUUCUAAAGUUGGCAAUGGGCUUAGCCCGGAGCCAUCGGAAUGGAAUCUCACUGAUUUUUAUUUGUUCUGCAAAGGAACGGAUCUAAAAAAUCAAUAUACUCCUUAUUUUCGAGCAAAAUAACGAACAAAAUAUUUGUAGUAAUACACCCUUGACUUAGACAUCUUAUUUGGUCACAUAAAAAUUAUAAAUUACAAGUCUGCAGAAAUGUUGCGGCAGGAGCCUACGCCAUACGACUUAGCAUAUCGCGGUAAAACCGCGGCCGUGAAGAUCCUGCUGAACGAAAACGAGAAGCUGAAAACACAAACAGAUAAUAACGACCGAAUGCUGAUACAUUGGGCGGCGUUGGGUGGUCACGAUGAUCUGGUCCGACAUUUGCUCUCCCUCGAUGUACCGGUGGAUCCUACGGAUGACACAGACAUGACUCCGCUGAUCCUGGCGGCGUCUGCCGGUCGCGAGAAGGUCGUCAACACGCUGCUGAACGAGGGAGCGAACGUGAACGCGACGACGGUCGACGGUCACUCGGCUCUACAGUACGCCGCGUCGAAGAAUUGGAAGUCCAUCUGCGUGGCGUUGCUCGAGAAGGACGCCGACGUGAACAUCGCGGACAAACGGGGCGCCACGCCUCUGCACAGGUCCGCCUCGAAAGGCAACACGGCCAUCGUGAAGCUCCUCGUAGAGUACGGGAAGAAUUUGGAUAUAGAUCGGAGGGACGCGUAUGGUAAUACGCCGUUGCAUCUCGCUUGCGAGGAGGACCGCGUGGAUGAGGCGAAGCUGCUGGCGGCGAACGGCGCGGACCCAACGAUCACCAAUAAGGACCGCAAGACUCCGUUGGAUCUCGCGAGUCUCGGUCUGGUCCGGCAGCUCGAGGAAAUCAAGCGAGAGACUACGUCGAAGUAGAAAGCGCACUUGCCGUUUCUCAAUAUUUUUUUAUCUCUCCGUGCGAAAGUGGCGCUUUAAGUUUCGUUAAAUAAGUCCUUAAUAAAUUCAUCAUGAUUAAGUU